Messenger RNA from Triticum turgidum subsp. durum (durum wheat), 1452 nucleotides. Lineage: Eukaryota; Viridiplantae; Streptophyta; Magnoliopsida; Poales; Poaceae. The record is from the annotation of a GenBank genome assembly.
AUGAUCUCGUCCAUGUCCUGGGUGCCCAGGGGCGCCGCCAGGAGCGCACCCAUCCAGGCGGACCCUCCCACGCAGGAGGAGAUCGACGAGGCCAUGAGGAGCAUCGCCCUCGCCACAGAAAAUGAUGGCAGCGCCGCCGCCGACGAAAACUAUGGCGAGAUGGAGGUCGACGGCGCCGACGAGGAGGACAGUGAGGAUGUCGCCCGGGCCAAGGCCGCCGCCGAGGCGCUCGGGAAGACCGGCUCGGGAGGCGGUGUCUCCGAUGGGCUCGAGGAGCUCAACAUGGAGGAAUACGACGACGAGGACGACGUAGAGCCCGAGCUUCUCAGUACCGGGAGGGGGGAUUUGUACUAUGAAAACAACGAAGAGGACCCUCAUCUCGUCAGGAACAACGAUGAUGAUGAUGGUGAUGAGGACGAGGAGAUUGAAGACAUGGCUAUCAAACCUACUGAUAUGCUGAUUGUUUGUGCACACAACGAGGAUGAGUUCAAUUCUCUUCAGGUUAGUAUAGUGGAAGAGUUGGAGGACGGGGAUCUUAAUAUGUAUGUUCAUCAUGAGGUCCCUCUCUCAGAUUUUCCACUCUGCACGGCUUGGAUGGAUUUUAACUUCAAGGAUGCCAAGAAAGAAGGGAAUUUCAUUGCUGUUGGAACCAUGGAUCCUGCAAUUGAAAUAUGGAACUUGGAUAUUGUUGAUGAGGUCAAACCACAUAUUGUGCUAGGAGGACUUUCAAAAAACAAAGAAAAGGUUAAGGGGGAAAAGGCAAAGAAAUACGAGGGUAGCCACAGAAGUUCUGUUCUUGGUCUUGCAUGGAACGCGGUGGUAAGGAACGCUCUAGCUAGUGCAAGUGCAGACAAAACUGUUAAAGUUUGGGAUUUAUAUACUGGUAAAUGUGACCGCACACUGCAACAUCAUGAUGGCAAGGUUCAGUCAGUUGCAUGGAGGUCACCUGAAGUUCUUCUCACUGGAUCUUUUGAUAGAUCAGUUGCCAUGACUGACAUGAGAGGUGAUGGACAAAGUUGUCAUAAAUGGUCCGUCGAAGCAGAUGUGGAAAGCUUAGCUUGUGAUCCACACAAUGAACACACGUUUGUGGUUAGUCUUGAAAAUGGGACGGUUCAAGCGUUUGAUACGCGGACAGCUUCAUCGCAUUCUAAUUGCGGCCAGCCCAUGUUUACUCUGCAAGCACACGACAAGGCUGUUUCUUCAAUAUCCUUCACCCCAUCUACCCCCAAUCUCCUUGCUACAGGUUCAACUGAUAACACGGUGAAGCUCUGGGAUCUGUCGAACAACCAGCCGUCAUGCGUCGCUUCACUGAAUCCAAACCUUGGAGCUAUAUUUUCGGUAUCGUUUUCGAACGACAGCCCCUUCCUGCUAGCAUGCGGAGGAUCAAACGGCAAGCUGAAAGUCUGGAACACACUGUUGGAACCAGCGGUGGCUAAUAGAUUCGGCAAGUAG